Messenger RNA from Orbicella faveolata, 2989 nucleotides. RefSeq lists its product as uncharacterized. Gene Ontology annotation, biological process: activation of adenylate cyclase activity; adenylate cyclase-activating G protein-coupled receptor signaling pathway; hormone-mediated signaling pathway. Gene Ontology annotation, cellular component: plasma membrane. Lineage: Eukaryota; Metazoa; Cnidaria; Anthozoa; Scleractinia; Merulinidae. Gene Ontology annotation, molecular function: G protein-coupled peptide receptor activity; protein binding. The record is from RefSeq and is a predicted model, not a curated record.
AGUUUAAACUCAACGAGGUCACGUGUUUUUGAAGUUAACCGCUGACCAGGUACCGGCUUUUCGAACGGAUCGCAGGCACAAGCCAGGUUAACUUAUUGUAAUCAAGGCCGGGCUGUUCGAAAUGCUGACCCAGGAUUAGAAGUUAUCCAAAGUAUAAAUUUUUCUUGAACAAAAAUGAUUUUCAUCUGCUUAUGUUUUGCGUAGUUUGAGAUCAUUCAAACUCUGAAGGCCAAACAAUAUAAGUAGAAAACCUCACCGCCAAGUUACAAAAACUCUCAAAUCAAAAUUCUCACUUAUCCUGAGUUAGCUUAAUCAGGCCCUGAACAAGCCGGCCCAGGAGCUCCGCCUUUAGGCUUGGCUAGAUCUGUCUAUUAACUAUAUAUCGUAAAGUAGUACAUAAUGAAAACAAAGGACAUAAUGAAAGCAAAAUGAAACUUAUGUUAAAAUUGUUGAACGCUACGAGAAUCUGGGAUUUCUUUAACGAUUUACUCCAAGUGCAUUGGACGUUAAACGUGCUAUUUUCUUUUUUGUGACAGAUAUUUGCCUGUGGAAAACAGAAAGUGGACAAUGCUGUGCUUUUCCCUUCUCUUAUGGUAACGACACCCACUCAUCUUGCAUCACGACACCAGACAGGCCAAAACCAUGGUGCUCUUUAAACUGGGUUUACGACUUAGAAUACGUGGAAUGGGGCUACUGCAAAGGUGAUAGGUUAAGUUUGCUAUUCGUUCCUAACUGAGUUGCUGAGUCUAGUGAACACCAACAGAUAUACGUGCAACCUUAAGGCCUUAUGGCUGACUAUGCCACCGUUUUGUCCAUCAGAGAGUUGUUUGAUGGGAACUGCCGUAAAAUGGUGUUCCUUUAUUAACACUAACUUAGCCAGUUUGUUAUUUUUCCUUCGCUAUGUCUUAAAAUACCAUAACCGAGAUACUAUGCGUUUCGUGAUCUGUUUCUCAGUCUGACCUCUAACAUAUGAGAGGCAGAGAUAGCAAAGAUUCGUCUCGUGGCCGCUUUUUUUCUUACUACAUUCUUACCAAUCUGUGUAGCUAAAACUGAACAGCCAACGGACAAAUGGAUUCUAUUUUAGUAUCAGAUAAUAGCUGAUCGAUCCUACCUGCAAUUUAAAUGAUUCAUUUCAAAGUCUUUUAAAAAAAUAUUUUUAACGUUGUUGCACAUGUGUUUUUAAACCUAUAUUUAAAUAAUAGAUUAUUGUGGACUUGAUCGAGAGCUGUGUAGGUGGGAAGUUGAAGAUGGUGACACUACCUGGCAAAUCGUCAGUCAGGAGCAAGCCAAGAACUUGAAAAAACAAUUCACAUCAGUGUCGACUGCCAAAGAUGAGUCAUAUCAGGAAAAAAGUGAUUUUCAAGUUAUCCUGCCACAAUCUAUAUUUGGAAACAUCACAGUGCAUGAAGUUGCCAUAGAAAAUGACCUGAAAGCCGUCACUGCUUGCGCUUGGGUUCAAACAAAUGUAUCCACGGUAGAGAUAAAAUACAUGACGAAAUCGGAGAGUUGUGGAGAGACCACUGCCCUUGGAAUACGUUUUUUUAACAAUAGUAUCACAAUUACCGUUCUUGGAAACGAUUGGGUAGUUCCAUCCUUUGUGGCUGAUGAAGAAUGGCAUAAUGUGUGUAUGACCUGGCUUUCACUUGGCGGGUACCUGAAAGUUUUCGUUAAUGGUCUGAAACGGAUCAGCAGUUAUGAGGCUGCUAUUGAUAGCCUUGUGAUUCUAGGGGGUGGUCGCCUUAUUAUCAGCUGCCCGGAUGUAAGCAAUUCAUCACAAGAAGCAGGUGUGGGUCGUGUCAGUGGUGUCAACAUCUGGAAAAAUGUGAUUGAAGAAGACGAGAUCUAUAGGAUGUCCUUGGGCUGCAAGAGGAGAGACGGAGAUCUACAGUCGUGGGGAACCAUGCUUGGUGGACUUCAAGGGAAUGCUUAUGUUUAUUAUGACACCUCAUCCUGCCGAGAUCGGACUGGUAAUCGUCUAGCUACCUUCUCCUUAUCUAGCAAAGGUGGAUCAAACCUUGCCCGUGUACGAAGCCCAUGGUAUAAUCGAUCAGCCGAUGGUUACAGUAAAUGCUUGAAGUUCCGUUACAUGUUGCUUGGUGCAGGCAAUAAUUAUCUACGACUCUACCAAAUAGAUGAUAUAUUUUCAAGAGAAAGACCUAUCUGGCAAGACGAGUCAAAUGGCGAUAACUCUUGGCGUUACGGACAAGUAUCGGUAUCUGGAGUGACGCAACAUCAGCUGAUAUUUGAAGGAAACCUAGAACAACGAAAAGGAUUUAUUGCUAUAGCAGCACCUUACUUCACCAAUGGUUACUGCCCCGCAGAGCCCGAAAAAGCAGCCAAGAAAGGCUGCAGUGAGCACCUCACUGGUAAACGUGGUCUCAUCAUGUCGCCUUACUACCCCGGAUAUUAUACAACUAACAGUUGGUGUGAAUGGCGUAUAACCGCUCCUUUUGGUCAUGUGAUCAGAUUUCAAUUCGUUUAUUUUAACCUGGAACGAGGGGACACGCGAUGCUUAAAUGACUAUAUUGAGGUGUUUGAUGGGAAUUCCGCAGAUUCUACCUCCCUUGGCAGAUUUUGUGGUCAUUAUUACCCAGAGAUGUUGGAAUCUUCAUCAAAUAACAUGCUAAUCGUGUUUAAAUCUGAUAGCAAGGUAGUGCGCACGGGAUUCAAAGCGGAGUAUUACACAAGAAAAGAAGAGGUAGAUCAAUGCAAGAUGAAACCAGAUUGUCCAGUUGGUUCUAGAUGUUACACUGUAAAAGGAAUGCCACAGCGAUAUGUGUUGGAAGCGGCAGAGUCCAUUGCGAGUAUACCAUGGAAUAUAUCAAGUCUGACAUCAGCGCUUUUAUUUGGUGGAAGCAAAAUCGCCCAGCUGAGGAACACAGAUUUUCAAUCACUGUCAUCUCUCAUCUACAUAGAUUUGAGCCACAACAAAGUAUUCCAGUUAGAAAUGGAGACGUUUCGAGGUUUAUCAUCUCUAGAAACUUUGUAA